This is a messenger RNA of Amphiprion ocellaris (clown anemonefish), 1821 nucleotides long. RefSeq names its product myeloid leukemia factor 1 (gene mlf1). Gene Ontology annotation, biological process: regulation of DNA-templated transcription. The transcript is spliced from 8 exons. Lineage: Eukaryota; Metazoa; Chordata; Actinopteri; Pomacentridae. The coding region runs from base 113 to 943 and encodes 276 amino acids. Gene Ontology annotation, cellular component: cytoplasm; nucleus. The record is from RefSeq and is a predicted model, not a curated record.
AAACCACACGGUGCCCCCUGUUUAGUAACGUUACAGGAGCUGAGCGCUGCAGCUGAGACUCGGACUAUUUCUUUGUUUUUGUUUUAUCUUUACAGCUUGAAAACUGGUGGAAAUGUUCAACAGUAACAUCAGGGAGUUUGACGAGGAUCCGUUUUUCUCGGAUCCAUUUCGUGCUCACAGGGACCACAUGCGGCAGAUGAUGCGUAGCUUCUCUGAGCCGUUUGGCGGGCCUAUAAUGCCCAGUAUAAUGGAUGGGAGAAACCGUGGUCGCGACGGGACUGACCAUCCCAGCUCAUCCCUCGCUCUGAGAAGUGAACACAGGGACAUGAGUCGGUCAUUGUUGCCCUUUGGCAGUAUUGACAGCACGGACAUGAUGAGGAAUCCCUUUGGCAUGUUUGACAACAUGAUGGCCAACAUGAGAAACAGGAUGGAGGAAAUGAAUAGAAACUUUGAGAAUGCACCCACAGACUCAAACACCCACUCUUUCAGCUCCUCAUCAGUAAUGACAUAUUCAAAAGUUGGGAACGAACCUCCCAAGGUCUUCCAGGCGACCUCAUCAACACGCCGUGCCCCUGGAGGCAUCAAGGAGACCCGGCAUGCAGUUAAAGACUCUGAAAGUGGACUGGAGAAGAUGAGAAUCGGUCACCACAUCCAGGACAGAGGACAUGUUGUCGAGAAGAAAUACAACAAGAAAACAGGAGAGAAAGAGUUCAAUCAGGACUUCCAGAAUUUAGAUGAAUCCGAAGCACAGUCUUUUGAUGAUGAGUGGCAGCAGGAAGUGUCCAAGUUUGAGUCGUCUGGCCCCAUGUCUCGCCUGAAGGAACCUCGACCCCGUGCUGCUCAGCAGGCAGCCCUCACCGGUCCCGGGCAGGCCCACAGACACCAACAAAUUGCCAUGACUGAGGGUAAAAGCAAAAUGAACUCAAACUCAGCAAAGCAGUAAAAAUCACCCGUCUGUGUGUUCAUUAAAGUCUUUCAAGCAUCAUACCGACACCCUGGUGCCUCCACACCUCCACGCACAAACUCACACAGAGGACACGGACCCAGGUUUUAAGAAAGUUACUCUCCAUCUGCGGUAUUUUACAUUAUUGCUGCACAUUGUCUCAAGUGUCUUGUACAGGUUUAGAUUUAGAGUUAAGGGAGGAAAAAUUGCUGCAAGCUAAUUUCAAUACCUCAGUGGUAUUAAUGUAAGGCUCCUGAAAAAGAAAAAUCUAUUUAAGAAUCUACAUUUUGCCUCGGAGAAUGAUCAACAGUAAUGAAAAUUUUAUCAUUUGUAGUAUGUUGGCUGUAGAACAUUUAAAGCCCACGUUAUUAUACUUAGUAUUCACACUUGUAGCUUUGUGUUCUUGUUUCUUUAACAUAAACCAAGAAACAGCUCAUCGAUGUAGUGAAACUAAGAAGCACAUUGACAUGUCACGUUUCAACACAAAAACAAUUUCUAUUUUUCAUACUGCCUCUGUUAAUAUAAUUCAACAAGACACAGAAUGUAGUGAAUUACUGACUCGUGUGAAAUCCACUAAUGCACUUAGGCAAUAUCUACAUUAUUUGUAAUUAUAAUGUCCAGCACCUGAUGUUCUAAAUAUAUGUAUUUUAUCUGCUGUAAUCUUUGUAAAAAGAAAAACGUACCCUUCUUUUUUUAUAUAUAUUGUUACUUUGGUUGCUCAUGUUUUUCAUCUGAUGAACUCCACCGUGCUGCAUAAUAUAAACUCGACGGAUUAUUCUCAAUAAUUCACGUUUUAUUCUUGUAUAUUUUGGCGAGCUUCAAAAAUAAAGCCUGUAUCAACACAGGCUGUUGUCUGCAAAUAAAAAUGUGAACAAUAA